AGCGGUGAUUGGUCCGCUUCACUGUGUCCGUCCUUGCCCUGAGGUGACGUCAGGAGGAACCCUGCUGGUGGAGGUUGGCGCGUGCAGAUUCAGCGCGAGUGCUCAGAGUAGGAGAGACAGCCGGCGGGCUCCAGGCAGAGACUCCGGACCUUCGUGACAGCACAUUUUCAGGAAUGGGAAACCACAUUGUUUCUGAGCGUCCCAACAAGAAGAUGCCGCUGGAUGAGGACUGUCAUGCCUGGAAAAAGAAGACCACGGACAUAAAGGAGAAGUAUGACUUCAAAGACGUCCUGGGCACCGGGGCUUUCUCUGAGGUGGUCUUGGCUGAGGAGAAGAGGACUCAGAAAUUGGUGGCCGUCAAGUGUAUCCCCAAGAAGGCCUUAGAGGGCAAGGAAAACAGCAUUGAGAAUGAGAUAGCAGUACUGCACAAGAUCAAACACACCAACAUUGUGUCUCUGGAAGACAUAUUUGAGAGUAAAUCACACCUCUACCUUGUCAUGCAACUAGUGUCUGGUGGGGAACUCUUUGAUCGUAUCAUAGAGAAGGGCUUCUACACAGAGAAAGAUGCCAGUAAGCUCAUUCAGCAGAUCCUGGAUGCUGUCAAAUACCUCCACGACAUGGGCAUUGUGCACCGUGACCUCAAGCCAGAGAAUCUGCUGUAUUACAGCAUGGAUGAAGACUCCAAAAUCAUGAUCAGUGACUUUGGUCUGUCAAAAAUUGAGGGCUCUGGCAGUGUGAUGUCAACAGCCUGUGGAACUCCUGGAUAUGUCGCCCCUGAAGUUUUGGCUCAGAAGCCCUACAGUAAAGCAGUUGACUGCUGGUCUAUUGGUGUCAUAGCAUAUAUUCUGCUGUGUGGUUAUCCUCCCUUCUAUGACGAGAAUGAUGCCAAACUGUUUGAACAGAUCCUGAAAGCAGAAUAUGAGUUUGAUUCUCCGUACUGGGACGAUAUCUCUGAUUCAGCUAAAGAUUUUAUAGUACAUCUGAUGGAGAAAGAUCCCAGCAUACGUUACACUUGUGAGCAGGCUCUGCAGCACCCCUGGAUUGCUGGGGAUACUGCGCUGGACAAGAACAUUCACGAGUCUGUCAGUGCGCAGAUUAAGAAGAAUUUUGCUAAGAGCAAGUGGAAGCAAGCGUUUAAUGCCACAGCAGUGGUUCGUCACAUGAGGCGUCUCCAGCUCGGCACGGGACAAGAAGGAGCCAACCCAGCUCAUCUGCUGAUGCCGGGGGAAGAUGCAGAGGCUUGCUGUGAGGGAGGGUGCUCACAGAACGUCGACAGCGGAGUAGAUGCUCUGUCCAACUGUCCAACUUACCGCUGCCACCCGACCAGCAGGGUGUGAUCCAUACCUGCUCCACCUACUUAUCUAAUUGAUCCCAAGUCACUUUCCAAUUUAAACUCCCUCAGUGGCACCAGAGGCGCUGUCUCCCCACUUAUCUGGUUGCUGGACUACUGAGUCAUUCCAACCUCUCGUCUGCAGGGGGAGCAAGUCAGCCCAGCCUGAAGAGGAAAGUCAUAAACCCGGUUGAAAGUGGAGGAGGUGGAAGAAUUGAUGAUAACGAUGAUGAUGCACCACAGUGGGUGAUUUUUGGGAUGAGUUUAAAAGGAGGAGAGGAUACCAAGGAAGUGGGGGAAGGCGAACUUUUCCAUCAUCGUUCUUGGGGGGGAUUGAUUUUGCCGAAGCAGAACAGAGCUUGUUGGACACUGUUUUUAAUUGUUGCGGUUUUUGUUUUUUCAAUUCAAUUAGUCUCAUUGUUUGUUUUUAUUGUUUUGUAUAUUUGUGUGUUCCUUCCUACUGUUAGACUUUGAAGUACAAAUCCAGAAACAAUAUCUGCAUGAUCAGGAGAGAAUUUCCCAAUGCAUGCUUUCCUAUUUCUAAAAACAUACACUGUUUCAGUAAUGCAGCAUCACAGUACGAAACAAAUGACGCAGUGCCAGAACGACGGAGCAUUUCUGGCAUUUUUUUUGCAGCAUUUGAAACAAAAACUGAGUCAAAUCUUGUAAUAUUACAGAGCUGCAUUCUGUGUCUUUAAGUCAUGCUUUUAGACAAUCAGCAACAGAAUAGUUUAUGCAAU
Messenger RNA from Pundamilia nyererei, 2070 nucleotides. RefSeq names its product calcium/calmodulin-dependent protein kinase Ib (gene camk1b). Gene Ontology annotation, biological process: protein phosphorylation. The coding region runs from base 174 to 1337 and encodes 387 amino acids. NCBI's taxonomy places the organism in Eukaryota, Metazoa, Chordata, Actinopteri, Cichliformes, Cichlidae. Gene Ontology annotation, molecular function: protein kinase activity; ATP binding. The record is from RefSeq and is a predicted model, not a curated record. The transcript is spliced from 13 exons.